AUGCUGGCCAUGGUGGGAGUCCUAAUUUCGUUCAACGGAAAACCAAUCGCAAAGAUGGAAACCGGCUUCGUGACGCUAAACGCCAUUAUCGCCGUCCUGUCAACCUCGAGCAAAGCCAUGCUGCUUUACGUUAUCGCCAACGCCGUCAGUCAGUGGAACUGGAUCCUUUUCACUGCCGUUGCGAUCGAUCCAUUCGCCCAGCAGCUGGUCCAGAUCCAGAGGGGCCUAACCUACAUCCUUGAUACUCAGGGUGUCACGUCCAUUCCCAUGGCUACUCGAUAUUCGAAUGGCAACCAGUAUGGGGUGUUUUCCGCCGUAACGACCAACGAUCAGGGCCGACUCGAAUCCAUCAGCAGUCGUGUGGUGUACUCUGAUGCUGAGUUUGCCCUGCAAGGGGCAACCAUGUUUGGCAUUUCUGCCAAUAGCUCCACCAUCACACAAGCGGUCAAUUUUAAUUGUCCCUCGGGAGAGUGUUCGUUCCCAUUCACCACCACACUUGCCGUGUGCAGCCGUUGCGAAAAUGUUACCUCUCAGCUGGAGAAAAAUCAGAACAGCAACGGCGAUCUAUACUUUGACUUGAUCAGGGAUAGAAGUUUUGCGAAGAUCGAGAGGUUUUCCACAGAAUACAGGCUUCCAAACGGUCUCUUUCUUAACAACUUCAACGAUUCCGGCAGCGAAGCAAAAGCCAUGGUCUUCAUGUCGAUGUUAGGUACCACAGAUCCCCGAAAGACUGUAAGCAUGGGAGACAUCGACACCCUUAUUUGGGCACAAAGCCUCAUAAAAGUCGACGGCGCCGAGUACAAUAAGACGUGGCUUGCCUACAAUGUCCGUGCCGAGGAAUGCAGUCUGUACUACUGCGUCAAGAAAUACAGCUCAGAAGUGCACAACGCGACGCUCUUUGAAACAUCAUCCGUCCUUCAAGACGAGAAGCGAAUUCCCGAGUCCUGGGCUCUAGAUCGAACACGGUGGCCAAACGUAUCUGAGGCCGUAGUUGAAAGUGUAGCAUUCCAUCCGAUUGAAUCGGCAAUCCAACACACAAACCUGCAACUCGGUCAUCCAGGAAGCGACGCAGCCUGGAACAUCUCUCAACAGGCCGUUGACGGAAUCAGCGCCUUCAUGCAGAAAACUUUCGCCGUGUGCGUGGCUGGAGCUAACUGCACAACCGAAAUCCUCGAUAGCUGGGGCCCGGUCAAUGGAUACCUAAUCGCGAGGUAUGGAGCUGCCGGUGGCGAGAUGGCAGAGGAGUACGAACCCAGCGUCGCUAAGGCCAUUUGGAGCACUAACGACAUCAAUCAAACCUUUUCCAAUAUUGCUCUCAGCAUGACUAAUGCAAUUCGCAACGGCGGGGAUAACAGCAGUUCUGCGACGGGGUCGUUGGGAAUUUUCGAAGCGAUUUAUAUUGUAGAUUGGCGAUGGAUUGCUUUGCAUUGCUUCGUGGUAGUCGGGACGUUGGUAUUCCUCUUUGCCACGAUAUAUACUACACUAAAUGAAGGAGGCGGGAAGAUUCCUGCGUGGAAAGGAAGUGAGUUGGCUGUCUUUUCACGGGGCCAUGUUGUUGGGGACUACUUGGGGGAUGCCACAACAAUCGACGAGUUGCAAGAGAAAGCGAAGAACAUUUCCGUGGUCUUGGUAGACCCGCACCAAGAUAGACCACCUCAAGGUCAAGAUCACCAAGGUGCGCCGUUUCUUAACGAACCGUCAAAACAAGGAGUGUGGACCAUGCAGGUUGAGCCAGAGAGUAGUUCGGAGCGGAUUUAA
Molecule: messenger RNA, 1758 nt
Organism: Scedosporium apiospermum
Lineage: Eukaryota; Fungi; Ascomycota; Sordariomycetes; Microascales; Microascaceae
Exons: 3
Coding region: 1-1758 (585 amino acids)
Source: RefSeq, a predicted model, not a curated record